AUGGCCAUAGAAUCCGUUCAAUCGACAAAAGAAAGAAACUCGAUUCGCUUCAUUGCCGGUAUUAUGGCCUAUUGGGAAGCCCUGGUCUCUUUUCUGAAGGAUCAACCGCUCGAUGCCACGUCAUAUCUGUCCUCAUUUGUGGACGAAAGUUAUGACAUUAUUCAGUCCAAUCCCUGGACCGGGGUAUCUACACCUCUAUUCAUAUACCUGGCUCGCGUGGGGGCUCUAGGAAGACAGCGAGAGACGAUCCAAAAAUUGAACCUAUCAAGUCUAGCAUUGGAUGCCGAGGAACAAAUUCAAGCGAAUUUGAUCAAGAAAGCCCGUGAAAUUGAGACAGUGCUGCUGGGAUACCGUAUUCCGCCGUUGGAAAAGAUCGAGCAGACCCAUGAUAUACAAACACCCGUGAUUCACCUUCAAAAGACUGCGCAAAUAUUCCGACUCACGGCUCUUUUAGAGCUCUAUCUUUCAUUUCCUGAACUAUUCACGCCAUGUGCAAGAGAGUCCAGUCGCUCUGAAUGCGAUAGUUCCUAUCGCCUUGAAAUUUCACGGCCUUUGAAAAUGCUCUCUCUAGCGACGGGAAUACUAACAAUUAUAUCAACUUUGCCGCUGGACUCAGGCGCAAAUGUAAUACUCUGCCUUCCACUUAUCGUGGCCGGUAGUGCUUUACAAUCUUCUUCUCCUGCUUCCGCAUCUCAAAAGGUCGGACUCUUUGACGAGCUUGCCAAUAUCCACAAUGAACAAGGUAUACACGAGCAUUGGCGAUCGUUUGUGAGAGAACGACUGAAAAAUAUCCACAGAUUGGUUGGCUUAGCUUCGGUUUUACGGGCGUUGGAGGUCGUGGAGAGAACCUGGUUCCGGGCCGAUGUGCAAAGAAUAGCCGGUCAGCAGGGCAUGAGUGGGUCAUUUGUUCACUGGACAAAUGUUAUGGUUGAUGAACGACUGGAAACUAUAUUCGGAUAA
This is a messenger RNA of Penicillium cosmopolitanum, 960 nucleotides long. RefSeq lists its product as uncharacterized. The transcript has a single exon. Gene Ontology annotation, cellular component: nucleus. The record is from RefSeq and is a predicted model, not a curated record. Gene Ontology annotation, biological process: positive regulation of transcription by RNA polymerase II. NCBI's taxonomy places the organism in Eukaryota, Fungi, Ascomycota, Eurotiomycetes, Eurotiales, Aspergillaceae. Gene Ontology annotation, molecular function: transcription cis-regulatory region binding; DNA-binding transcription factor activity. The coding region runs from base 1 to 960 and encodes 319 amino acids.